This is a messenger RNA of Anguilla anguilla (European eel), 3199 nucleotides long. Its product is annotated as myocyte-specific enhancer factor 2A-like. The record is from RefSeq and is a predicted model, not a curated record. Gene Ontology annotation, molecular function: histone deacetylase binding; protein dimerization activity; DNA-binding transcription factor activity, RNA polymerase II-specific. The transcript is spliced from 11 exons. Lineage: Eukaryota; Metazoa; Chordata; Actinopteri; Anguilliformes; Anguillidae. Gene Ontology annotation, biological process: heart development; cell differentiation; positive regulation of transcription by RNA polymerase II. The coding region runs from base 659 to 2089 and encodes 476 amino acids.
UCCUUUCCCUUUCUCACAAAAUCGUCACACACAGGCGCCUAAACAAAACUUAAAGCACAUGUUCGAUUGAUAUAUACACCGGCGUCCAAGAUUAGGUGCUGUUGAACAGUAAUCAUGUUCAUUAAAGUUUCAGAAUAAGUUUUGUUAUGUUCUUUUUAAUCAAAAGAAGGAAAGUGUAGGAGGAUGACUUUGACUUCGGCUGUUGUCCGUCAGACGAAGAGGGCGGAGCCAGCCAGUGACAAGAGGCUGGUUCUUCUGAGUUUGUCAGUUCCCCCUAAAAAUAGAAGCCGUAUACCAGUGUGAGUGAAGAGUACGUUUAUGUCACACUAUCUAUUGGAGUCAUUGAUACAGAGUAUCUAUAUCCAGCGACGGACGGAGAAGAAAAAGGUUUUUCCCAGGGAGGGAAGCCGGUGGUUGAGAAGCAGAAGACAGGCAGAAGACGCUGAGAGCCGGAGGACUCUGAGGGGCUGGGUAAAGCAGUUCCAGCUGUGAGGAGAUCACUGCUCUGACGGUGGUGACGUGGACCGGACCAGAAACAGAGAGAAAAGAGACAGAGAGCGUAUGAUGUACUAGGGGAGCGACGUGGACAAGCUCGGGAGUUUUUCUGAUAUUUUUUUGGUGUCAGAGAGACGGCGGGAAGAAAGGACAGAGCAGCAAAAUGGGACGGAAGAAGAUACAGAUCACCAGGAUCAUGGACGAGAGGAACAGGCAGGUCACCUUCACGAAGAGGAAGUUCGGCCUGAUGAAGAAGGCCUACGAGCUGAGCGUGCUGUGCGACUGCGAGAUAGCCCUCAUCAUCUUCAACAGCUCAAACAAACUGUUUCAGUACGCCAGCACGGACAUGGACAAGGUCCUGCUCAAAUACACAGAGUACAACGAGCCGCACGAGAGCAGAACCAACUCGGACAUCGUGGAGGCGCUAAACAAGAAGGAGCACAGAGGCUGUGAUAGCCCGGAUCCCGACUCCUCCUAUGUCCUCACCCCCCACACAGAAGAGAAAUAUAAAAAAAUUAAUGAGGAGUUUGAUAAUAUGAUGAGAAAUCAUAAAAUCCCCAACGCAUUGCCACAGCAGAACUUCUCCAUGCACGUGGCGGUGCCGAUAUCGAACCCCAGCACCCUGUCCUACAACCCGGCCUCCCUGGGCACCCAGACGCUGGCCAGCACAUCGCUAGGCGACAGCGCCUUGCUCUCCCCUCACCAGAGCUCCUUGCACAGGAACGUGGGGUCCCCUGGGGGCCCCCAGAAUUCCCCCGGCGCGGGAAGCACAGGCAACGGCUUCUUAAACCCGCGGGGUUCCCCUGGACUCCUGAGUGUACACAGCGGGAAUGGGCUGGGGAAAGGGAUCCCCAACAAGUCCCCACCGCCCCCCGGGGGCAACCUGGGCAUCGGCAGCCGCAAACCCGACCUGAGGGUGGUCAUUCCUCCAUCCAGCAAGGGCAUGAUGCCUCCUCUGUCAGAGGAGGAGGAGAUGGAGCUGAACACCCAGAGGAUAAGCAGCUCCCAGUCCCUGGCCACGCCGGUGGUUUCAGUGGCCACGCCCAGCCUGCCCCCGCAAGGCCUGGUAUACUCAGCCAUGCCCACUGCGUACAACACCGAUUACUCCCUGAGCAGCGCGGAGCUGUCCUCCAUCCAGGGCUUCAGCUCUCCCGGCGGCCUCUCUCUGGGCUCAAUGUCGGCAUGGCAACAGCACCAGCUGGGGCAGGCUGCCCUCAGCUCGCUUGUAGGUGGUGGUCACUUACCUCAGGGUUCCAGCCUCUCCAUAAACACCAAUCAGAACAUCAGCAUUAAGUCUGAGCCCAUCUCUCCGCCCAGGGAGCGAAUCACACCCGCCGGCUUCCUGCACCAGCAGCAGCAGGCCCCGCCCCCUCCGUCCUCCUCCUCCUCCGCCCACCCGUCUCGGCAGGAAGUGGGACGCUCGCCCGCGGACAGCCUGAGCUCGUCCUGCAGCUCGUAUGAUGGCAGUGACCGCGAGGAUCCUCGUACCGAUUUCCACUCCCCGCUCGGGCUGGGCCAGCCAGCAGGGGGCGGUACUGAGGGCCGAGACAGCCCAUCUGUCAAACGCAUGCGCAUGGAUGCCUGGGUCACAUAGAACUGCCCAGGCAACCUUCUGUCACCUGUCACCUGUCACCUGUUACAAGCUAGUCCAUUUGAGGAAAGGGAGAAGGUGGGGUGGGGUUUAUGGGGGGCGGGAGCAUCUAGAUCUCAUUAUUAUUAUUAUUAUUAUUAUUGUUAUUAUUUAACUUUAUUUCAUUAUGUAAGUAGCAAGAAUGGCAGAGGAAGAUUAAAGCCUAUCUAAAUUACGUAUAUUUCACAAAUAAAAACAUAACUAAGAAACGGAAAAACAAACAAAAAGUAAUAGGACUGAAUUAUGCUCUGAAACAAAUUUCAUGAGGUACUCAGAUACAAACUGUUCAAGUUUGGAACAGUCCAGUGUAUUUUUAAAAGUAAAUUCACAAAUUCACCCACAUGCAAAACAAUAUCGAUUAUUUAGUCACUUGUCCAGUCUGGCACUUACACUUAUAUUUGCUUCUUUUUUCCUGUACGCACAUUUCAGACAGAGGAAGUGAAGGCUUGUUCUCCGGUGGAGAGCAGAAGCUCACGAUGCCCAGAAGGAGGUUUCAUGGUGUAAUCAGGGCCACCUCCCAACCUCUAAACCAGCCAGUGUUCUAGAAUUCCAUUGCUUUCAAUUGCCAUUAGGGAUUGUUAAAUCAGAAUUAGAAUUUUCAAGGACACUGUAAUCACAUAUUUGUGAUCUGAUACCUUCAAGGGUUAAAAACACAGAUUGUGUUGUGACAUUUUUAAGAACAUAAGAAAUGUUCUUGAAGUAGAGUUUGAGUAGUUCUAGAAGCCUUGACCCCUCCUGUUAUCUCCUGGGUGAGAUUUACAUUCAAUUACACAUUCUGAGUAUAAGUCAAAAUGGGUGUUUCAUCUUUGCUUGAAAGAAAAAUAAUUUUUUUUUCCCGUCCUAGGCAAAAGAGCUGACCACAAACGUGAAGUUAAGUUAAUUAAAAAUAUACAUAGAUAUUCAAUUGAAAAAGAAAAAUAGACAAUGUAUAUUUAAUAUAUAAUUGGAGAUAUUAGUAAAAGUUAUUCUGUACUCAAAAUAUACCAAUAAUUUGUGUUUUGAAAACCAAGCAAAGUAUUCGCUGCUGAUAUAUAUAUUUUUUGUAAUAAACCUUUGACCCAUUUGAACCAUUAA